AUGGGUUUCGGUAUUCUAGAAGACCGUCACAUGGCUGCCCCUCCAGGGACAUCUACCAUCAACGACUCUGGACCUGCUCUGGACUCCAAGGUGGCUUCAAGCGAACUUAAGCGCGAUGGCGACAUCAUCCUGCAGCCACAACCCUCGAACAGCCCUAACGAUCCGCUUAAUUGGUCACCUAGCAGGAAAGAGUGCAUAAUGAUUCUUCUUGCUUUCAGUUCAGGUGUAACGACAUCUCUCGGGCCAAUGGUGACGCCUGCCCUCCCGCUCAUUGCCAUGAAAUACAACGUCAGCAUUGAUAUGGUAGCGAGUCUUGUCAUUGGUUUCCUUGCUUUCUGGAUCGGGUUCACGACAUUCUUCACAGCUGCUGGAGCAAACAUCUGGGGCAAGCGUCCAUUCUUUAUCAUUUCCACCGUGAUUCUUCUUGCAACGAACGUAUGGGGAUUUUUCACCAAGUCCUUUGUCUCUCUAGCUGUUAUGCGAGUCGUUCAAGGUAUCGCAUCAGCACCUCUCGAGACACUCGUCACUUCCACGGUCUCCGAUAUGUACUUUGUACACCAACGUGGUACUCGUAUCGCAGUCUGGGGUUGUAUGCUAGCUUCUGGUGUGCUUCUUGGCCAGACGAUCGCUGGUGCAAUCAUCCAGAACAUCUCUUUCGAGGCGACAUUUGGUAUCUCGGCCCUGAUCUUUAUCCCCAUCCUCUUCGGCAUGUACUUCUUCGUCGUCGAAACCACCUACUACGGCCCGCGGCCCACUAUGGACAAACUUGGAUUCGACGAGAAACACAAAUCCGUAUUUGAGCUUGAAGACGAAAGGGAGCCAUAUCGCAGUCAACUGGCGCUGUUCCGUGGUCGUUUGUCGCCAGAGUCAUUCUGGAAGAACGCUUGGAAGCCUGUACCAUUGAUCGCCUUUCCAGCAGUACUCUUCAGUACAAUCGUGUACGGGUCUUACUUUACUUGGCUGCUCACUAUCUCUGUUCUCUCUGUCAAUAUCUUCUCGGCGCCACCGUAUAUGCUGAACCCGGCACAAGUCGGUCUUACCAAUCUGCCUCUUCUUGUCGUCGCUCUCAUCGGCUCACCCCUCUCAGGCUGGACAGCCGAUGCCCUCGCCAAAUUCAUGGCUCGCCGCAACAAAGGCGUUUUCGAACCCGAAUUCCGCCUGACUCUCAUGAUCCCCGCUGUCAUCUUCGCCACAAUCGGCUUCCUCGGCUUCGGAAUGAGUAUUUCAGCUGGCUAUCCCAUCGUCUGGCCCUUGGUCUUCAUGUCCAUUCACUCGCUUUCUGUACCGUUUGCCUCAACAGCCAGUCUGACUUAUGUCAUUGAUUGUCAUCCCAAGGACGCGAAUCAGGCUUUUGUCACUAUCAACUUUACCAAAGCGGUGUUCACAUUUAUUGCGACGACGUAUGCGAAUGGUAUCAUGGCGAACAUUGGGCCGCGCGCUGUCUUUGACGGAAUCACAGUUAUCAACCUGGGGGUCUGUGCGCUUACUAUUCCGGCCUAUGUGUUUGGAAAGAGGUUUAGAAGUUUGGUUGCGCGGAGCUCGUUCGGCAAGAAGCUAUCAGGCUAG
Molecule: messenger RNA, 1566 nt
Organism: Alternaria atra
Lineage: Eukaryota; Fungi; Ascomycota; Dothideomycetes; Pleosporales; Pleosporaceae
Exons: 4
Coding region: 1-1566 (521 amino acids)
Biological process (GO): transmembrane transport
Molecular function (GO): transmembrane transporter activity
Source: RefSeq, a predicted model, not a curated record